Molecule: messenger RNA, 3974 nt
Organism: Elaeis guineensis (African oil palm)
Lineage: Eukaryota; Viridiplantae; Streptophyta; Magnoliopsida; Arecales; Arecaceae
Source: RefSeq, a predicted model, not a curated record
CUCCAAAAGGGCAAAAAGGGGGCGGCUCUGCUCGGAUCCAUCAUCCUCUCUCGCAUUUCCCCGUUCCAUUGUCCUCCGAACCCACGUCCACGGCCCCAUACCUCUCGGCGCUGGGUCUUUUCCCCUUCGCCGCCGCCUUCUCCUCCCCUCCGUCUGCCCGGUAUCCCUCUCUCUGAUCGCUGUCCGCCCCGCUCCGGAGAAGGACUCGCUCCCCUUUUCUACGUUCUCGCCCCCCGUUUUAGCUGUCUGUCAAUCGCUUGCCGCUACGGCUUCUGCUUUAAAUUUCGAAGUUGUCCCACGGAUCCAUAGAUUUGAGGCGGACAUCGGUGGGCCUGCGGUUCCUUGAAGGGAUUUGGCUGGCUCGUAGGAGGGUUUCUUUCUUUCGUUCUUUUUGAUUCUUGAUUCGUGGAAUUAGGGUUUUGAGGGUUUUUUUGGAGAUGCCGCGGAGCUCUCGGCACAGAUCCCACAGGUCGCACAAGCAUAGGGACGAGAGGGAUCGAUCCGACUCCGAGGAGGAUGGGAACUCGAGGGAGAGGCAGCCGAGGGAGGAAGAGCCUGCCGCCACUGCGUUAGCUAGGGUUUCUAGAGAUCUGGAGCCGGAGAGGCGGAAAUCCACAAAUUCGCCUCAGGGGAAAGAUUUGAUUGGUGCCAGCAACGGUGAUAUCGUUGCUAUCACUAGGGAGCAUGGAAGGAAAAGGAAAGAACGGACUGAGGACGUGGCGGUGGCUGAUCGGUGGAAUGGGGCAGAGGAGGAUGUUCUUGUGGCUGAUAAAAGGUCCAAAGGGGAGGAAUUUGGACCUGUAGACUUGGAUAAGAGCUCAAAGUCAAAGCUUUCGGCUUCUGAUUCCAAAAGCAGGUCGAGCAGAAGGUGUGAAGGCUCAAGUGAGAGAAAUGAGGAGAGUGGAGGUAAGGUUGAUUCGGCAAAGCGGAGGUCGGAUAGGGAUUCGAGCCGGAGAGAGAGUGAUAGUCAGUAUAAGGAGACAAGGGACAGGGAUAGAGAACGGGCAUCUGAUAGGGAUAAGAAGACCCAAGAUUCCAAGCAUGCAAGACCUGAUGAUGUGAGUAGAAAGUAUAGCACUAAAACAGCAAGUCCUGAAGAGGAACGUGCAGCAAAGAAGAAUAUAGAAAAUAGUGAAUGGCAAGUACAACAUGAGAUGCACAACCCUGAUUUUGAAAAAGAGCUUGAGAAACGUGUCAGGAGGUGGAGAGAUGAUUCUGAAGAUAAAGAUAAAUGGUUGGGUGAUGGCAGAGACAGUGAUGAUAGGAGUGAUACAAGACUAUAUUCUAGAGAUGAUCAUACUAAAUAUAGAAGCUUCAAAGACGAAAGGCAUGAAGAUGGAAAGUAUAGAGAUAAAUACAGGGAUGAUGUUCACAAGGACCAAAAACACUGGGAUGACAAGCGCCGAGAUGAACGUUCGUCUCGGGAUCGUACUGGUGACAGGACUGACAGUAAGCAUAAUAGAGAUGAAAACAAAUCCUCUGAGAGUCAUUAUAAAAAACAUAAGCUUCAGGACAGUGAUCAUGAUGGAAGCCCUUGUUUUGAUGAUCGUGGCACCAAGCUUAAGGAUAGCAGGGGAAGGAAGAGGUUCUCUGAGGGCCAUGAGGAUCAUGGUGAUUCGAAGGCUCGUGGUGCAAAGGAACUAUGUGAAGAUGGGGGAAAAGUUUUAUCCAGUACUAGUAAAAUAUAUUCCCAUACCAAUAGAUCUAGGACAGAGCAUCGACACUCAGACAAGGUUGAUUCUAGUCCAAACAAUAACAGACCAAAGAGCUCUGCCAGCUCCAGUGCUCAUGUUGUCAAAGAUCAUAGCAGGCAUAGCUCAAAGCAAGCAGAUUCUGCAUUCAGAGAAUCACCAUCUGAAGAGAGAAUUCGCCCUGGUGCAGCUUCUUCAGGAGAUCGUGCAACUGCAGUUAGAGAUGGUCAGCGAGUUUCCGAGUCUCGGUCAACAGAUAAGUUUAAGCCAAAGGAUCACAUCCAUUUGAUGGAAGCUGCUGCUUAUUCUCAUUAUGAUAGGACCCCAAAAUCUGAUGCUUAUACUUCACCAAAUAAGUUAAAAGAAAAAUCUCCAUCUACUGGUGAGAGACGAUUUCCGGAUAGAACUAGUGCCAGAUGUAGUCUUGAUGCUGAAGUAGGACGAAAGCACAGCAGUUCGAAGGAUGGAGAUAGAGAAAGAGAAUUGCCUCUGGAGAGACCGAUUCUGGAUGACCGAUCUCAAAUGGAGUUUCGUAACAGGGAGCCCACUCCUGGUAGUUCAUCAUCUAACCGAGCUGGUCACUUCUCUGGCAGUUCACCUAAUCACCUCCCCCCUCCCCCGCCUGUGAGGCUUGGGAUUGAUAGUCCUUCGGUUUUGGGCUUGUAUGAAGGUGACAAUAGAGUCCAGGUUAGUGAUCGUAAAUCCUAUAACCGUCAGAGGAGGAGCAGUGAUGUUAGUUUGGGAAGAGGUCAUGGAAAUGCUUGGAAAAGUGGCCCGGCCUGGCCUUCUCAUCUAGCAAAUGGUUUCAUGCCCCUCCAACAUGGUCCACCUCCAGCUGGAUUUCAUCCAGCUAUGCAGCAGUUUCCUGGUCCUCCCUUAUUUGGUGUUAGACCUCCAAUGGAUUUGAGCCACACUGGGAUUUCCUAUCACAUACAAGAAGCAUCUGACAGGUUUACUGGUCAUGGCCGCCCUUUUGGGUGGCAUAAUACAGUUGGUGAAUCAUGCCCUCCUCACUUGCAAGUGUGGGAUGGUAGUAACAGUAUAUUUGGUGAUGAAUCCCAUAUAUAUGGGAGGCCAGAAUGGGAUCAGAAUAGGCAUGCAGUAGGCAGCAGAGGUUGGGAGAUGAAUGCUGAUAUGUGGAAGGGACAAAAUAGUAACAUCAAUAUGGAUUUUCCUGUACUUCAGAAGGAACUGGAACCUUCAACACGUGUUCUUGCAGAUGACACUUGGAUUGGGCAACCUGGCCAGCGGUCCUAUGGUGAAGGGGUCCGAUCAGAACGCUUGUCAUCUGAAGGUAUUGAUGCAAAGAGAUUAAGUGAUACACUUUCUUCAAAAAAUGCUGCUGGAAGUCCUCCAAAAACUGUACAGAAAAGGAUAGCUUCUGAAACACCAGACAACAAUAAUGCCAAUUUUUGUGCCAAAUACCUAUCCAGGAUUGACAUCUCGCUUGAUCUUGCUGAUUCUGAGUUGUACAAGAACUGCAUGUCCCUAUUGGGGAAACUGGACAUGACUGAUGCAUGCGAUAAAUCGAAGCAUGAACACUCCCAGAAUAAUAAAGAAGAUAUUAAAGUGAGAAGACAAGGCGCAAGUCACAUCUUGAACUCACUCUUUCCUGCAAGAAGAGAUGCUAUUUUUCAGAGAGCCAUGUCGCUGUAUAAGAAGCAGAAUGAAGGAUUACAUGUGACUUUCCCUGCAUCACCAGCUGUCUGUCCAGAAGAGAGGAAAGACUCUCAGCAAGCUUCAGAUCAGGGGGGAGCAUUGGAAGUUGGUGAGCAGAUUUCCUCAGAAAACAUGGCUUCAGCAAAUGAAGGAAAAGACUCAACUGUUGAUGCUGAUGUUUUCAAUUCCAUUAGUAAUAUGGUAGAAGCAAAAAGCACAGCUACAAAUGCUGAUGUUGCCAAUUCUGCUAGUGUCGUGGAAGAGGCAAAGAACACAACAGCCACCGAUGCUGUUGGUGCCAAUUCUGCUAGUAAGAUGGAAGAGGUGAAGAACACAAUCACUGAUGCCAGAGGUGCCAGUUUUGCUGGUGACGUGGAAGCAGCAAAGAGCAUAAUUACUGAUGCUUGUGAUCUUCCUGGUGAUGCCAAGGAGCAGCAAUCUGAUUUUGUUUCUGAUGCUGCCGUUUUUGCCAAUGGUUCUCAGGCUUGUGAGGUUUUGAAGGCAGAAUGUAGGGUAAAUUUAAGUCGGAUACAUGAUUCUCCUGAAAGUACACAUUGAAACAUUUUCUAUUUGGUUUUCUAAUGCCAUCAGGGUCAUGGGCCCCUUUUAUGCCUGUUUUUGAUA